This is a messenger RNA of Bolinopsis microptera, 2195 nucleotides long. RefSeq lists its product as uncharacterized. Bases 46 to 1860 code for a protein of 604 amino acids. NCBI's taxonomy places the organism in Eukaryota, Metazoa, Ctenophora, Tentaculata, Lobata, Bolinopsidae. The record is from RefSeq and is a predicted model, not a curated record. The transcript has 15 exons.
UUAAAUAUUAAUUAUCUGAAGCUGAGGUAAUGUUUGUUAGAUGUGAUGAGUAAAGGUAAAGCUACACGCUCCUCUACCGCCACCUCCUCCACCCCUGCCCCAGCUCCCACUAUUUCUAAUGACAUCCUUACUGGACGCUUCACUGAGCACGAGUGGAACACCCUGACGGAUGUGGAGGAUGGAGAGGAACUAGUAUUUGACCUGAUGGAGACGGUUGUUAACGGCGUGCUGAAUGUUAUUCAUGAGAAACACAUGGAAACAAACCUCAUUCCUUUCUCUCUAGACUGGGCUGAAAAUAUCAUGGAGAAGCUAAUUGACUGGCAGUUCCUUACACACGACUCCGGGGAGAGUAAGAGUGAAGCUAAUAACUGGCUACCGGACCAAGAAGCAGCACGUGUACCACUAGACUCGUGGGGUCGAGGUUGUGUUCCGAGUAGAAUAAUCGAGGAGAUAAUUGAAGAGCAAGACAACACCUCAACGGUAGAACUGGUUAAACAGAUGGACACUGACUCUCUGCAGCAUGACAGGAGUAGUGGAGAGGAAACUUCAGACCGUGAGGACCUAGAGAGUAUCAAGAGGAACCCCGACCUUCACAAGCUCAACCAACUACGUGAACAGUUGAAGUACUACAAGAUAAGUCUAGAUGACAUCGCAACCCUGGAAAAGAUAGACAAGCCCUCAGAUACACUUCAUCUUCUUUAUCAAGUACUGGGAGUUAUCCAGGACCAGCCUGAUAAAGACUAUGAGUACAGUGUGGCGGUAGCUAAUCUAGAAAAAACCAAGAAGUUCAUCGAGACGUUCGGACCACGCCCCUUAUCAGAAUCUACUAUGGCUCUACUUAAACCGUACAUGGAUAACAUAAUCCUACACCCUGAUCACGUGACUCAGUUAGCGAGUCCAGCAACUCGUGGUUUAUCUACUUGGUUGCACACUGCCUACACUUAUCAGACUCUUUGUAACGUUCUCAACGUGGAAACUAGUAUUGACUUCAGGAUUCUUAAGAGCAGUAUAAUAGAACUAAAGAGUCUUUCUAAGCCACCUGUUUAUGUGAAAGAUGUCAUGUGUGCAGUUAUUACACUUCUUCAUGGCAAGUUCAUAAAGGACUACACACAAGCACAGAAGGGGUUCGCAGACCAAUCCAAAUUGCUGGACCAUUUGGACUCAUUCGACUGUACGAAACUUAGUCAGAAGUUUAUUGCAAAGUUUAAGAAAGAGUUCAUGACUCAUACCACCGCUGAAUUGAAGUGUGUCAACGUGGGGUGUAGUUUUCUCUACCAGUGGUGUGAAGAUCAGAUAUACGGCAGUGGGUCAAUAAUUGUUCGACCUCCCGAGAAACCAAAACAGAGGAAAGUCAGAAGAAGGAUUAAAGUGAUCGAACAUGAACCGGAAGAAGAAGAGAUGAGUCAGAUUUCCGAAUUAGGCUCUGGCUCAAUGAAUAACAUGAUGCCCCACCAAUCAGCGGCUAUCGUUAAAGCACAGCAAGGGAGACCCCCUGGCAAGAAAGAAGUGCAGUAUGACGAUAAGGGAAAUGUUGUCUCUGUUCUGAAGAUUAAGAAAUUACCGACAAACAGGGUAAAAACUACUUACGAGAUACUCGACUCGUCAACGUUGACCAGUAAGAAGAACAAAUUAAAGCCUUUGAAAGGUGCACCAUCGAUUAAACGAGGUGGGAGUACGAGUUUUCUGUACGAAACCCAGGAUCACACUCCCGUACCCCCGAGCUUCGUGGACGCAGUAACAGCUUCUCCCGGGGUAGUUAUCAAGCAGGGCUCUAAAAUUAAGCGUGGCCCAGACAGCGUUGUUCUCAGCCCGAUAGAGCAGAAUAACUUAUCUCGUUUCCAGAAUGUUCUCACCUCCUAAUAUACAUUCUUAGAGACCACACACUUACUAUUUAAGUCGCCAAGUAAAGUCGGAAAAGUACUGUUUAAUGAAUCAACCGAGAUUACUGAAAGACGCAAAACCUUUUUCUCUUCUUCUAUGACACAACUAUACUUGUGGUCGAUUUUAAUAUGAAAAUCAUUUCACUUACAGAGUUAGUUGAAAAAUGAAAAGUCGAAUAUUUUAAGCAGUCAGAGCUGUGUAGACCUCUUACAGAGUGUUCGGGCUUAAAUUUUUAUUUGUGUCUAGUUUAAUUUAUAUUGUACAAAGUUGUUGCAAUAGUGUUAGGUAAGUUCGUUUUAUCAAAUUUUAUAUCA